UCCACUCUCACUGAGAAAUUCUUUAUUAUAGGACGCGAGUGAGGACAGCAUGCUGUCGUCCCUGAAGACCCUGCUGCUGCUCUCGGUCCUGUGCGCACCGACCUCCAGCCUGUGCGUGCGCCUCCACCAAGCGCGCCCGGACCUCCUCUGCAGCGACCAGCGCAUCUCAGACCGGAGAGAGCCGGAUUACCCCCCUGGGAACGACUGGGACUCCCUCCUGCAGUUCACUAACUAUCUCAGCUCCUCCUCAUCCUCGUCCUCCGCUGAGUCCAGUCGGGAGAAAAGGACUUCCCAUCCCGCCGGUUACCGCAUCCUGAGCCGGACCAAGCUGAAAGGACAGAUGCUCCGCAAUACCAGCAAGGGGGAGCGGAGGAACAGGCUGACCCUGUCCCUGGACGUCCCCACCAACAUCAUGAACGUCCUCUUCGAUGUGGCCAAAGCCAAAAACCUGCGCGCAAAGGCGGCGCAAAACGCGCGUCUCCUGGCUCACGUCGGGCGAAGGAAAUGAGGCUUUGAAAAACUCUUCACUUACCAA
This is a messenger RNA of Salarias fasciatus (jewelled blenny), 535 nucleotides long. RefSeq names its product urocortin 3, like (gene ucn3l). Lineage: Eukaryota; Metazoa; Chordata; Actinopteri; Blenniiformes; Blenniidae. Bases 50 to 508 code for a protein of 152 amino acids. Gene Ontology annotation, molecular function: hormone activity; corticotropin-releasing hormone receptor 2 binding. The transcript is spliced from 2 exons. Gene Ontology annotation, cellular component: extracellular region. The record is from RefSeq and is a predicted model, not a curated record. Gene Ontology annotation, biological process: hormone-mediated signaling pathway; cellular response to nutrient levels; adenylate cyclase-activating G protein-coupled receptor signaling pathway.